UGUAACCCUCUAAUUUACAGAGUUUAGGUUUAUUUUUGUUGGUUGUCUCUGUGUCUUCAUACUACGUUUAUUUCGUGAAUUUUAUGUACAAUCUGAUAAUUUAAUGGAAACAAGAGAAAAAUCAUUGGAAAGUGAAGGUGGUGUUUGCAGUGGAGACAGUGAUGUAACUGCUGUCAAAAAUGUGAAUCCAGGCCCUAUGGGAAUAGAUAUGGCAGAGGUUUUGACGGAUGCAGGCAUUUACUCCUAUGCGGCGAUAUGUGCCUUAUCGUUACAUGAACUUUUUGACAAUUGGUGGGAUCAGGCAUUCAAUCAUAAAUGCAUGAAAACCAUACUGGAACACUUGAAACUUCCCAAACAGGUAGAAUCUGUGAUGAUAUUAAUGAUUGAGGGGAAAUGCAGUCAAAAAGCAGAUGCAUAUGUGGACCUGCUUCUUAAUGAAGAACGAUUACAUGGAAAUGCCCUGCCAGUUGUUCAAGAUCUUAUCGUGCUUGCAGUUAGGGGAGGAUUGGCAACUGGGGAAUACGAUGCAAGGAUGCGUGUUCUUAUUCGUCAUGUUGCUGCUGAGCUUAUGGUUCCCCAACAGAUUGUUGAUGAGUGUGAGGAAGCUGUUGUCGAGUGCUUUACUGAAGAGUUCAGAGGAAUGUCUGAGGAACAGGUGGAAGAAGCGAAACAACGACAUCAGAGUAAGAAAUAUAAACGUUACAUGAUGAUAGGUUUGGCAACAAUUGGUGGUGGUACACUACUUGGAUUGAGUGGAGGUUUGGCAGCACCACUUAUAGGAGCAGGUGUUGGAACAAUUCUUGGGGGUGCAAGUGCGGCAGCUAUUGGGUCAGCAGCAGGGGCAGCUGUCAUUGGGUCUCUUUUUGGACUAGCAGGAGCAGGACUUACAGGUUUCAAGAUGAAAAAACGAGUAGGUGAAAUAGAAGAAUUUGCGUUUGGUGUCUUACCUCCAACAAGUGAAUCUGAAACACAGGUCAGACAACUUCAUAUUACCAUAGCGAUAUCUGGAUGGCUGACAGAUUUAGAAUCUGACAACUUCACUCGGCCAUGGCAAUCCUUGUUUUGCUCUCGAGAGCAAUAUUAUCUCAGAUAUGAAUCAUCAUACCUGCUGGAGCUGGGUCAGGCCUUAGAUUACAUCCUCAGUUUUGCUGUUUCAAUGGCAGCACAAGAAGCCCUCAAAUACACAGUACUCUCUGGUAUUAUAACAGCAAUUACGUGGCCAGCAUCAUUAGUGACUUUGGCAUCAGUUAUUGACAAUCCAUGGGGUGUGUGUUGCCGGCGCUCUGCUGAAGUGGGCAAACAACUGGCCGAAGUGCUGCUAUCACAUGAACAAGGCCAGAGGCCUGUUACACUAAUUGGAUACAGUCUGGGAGCCAGAGUUAUAUAUUAUUGUCUUCGGGAAAUGUCCGGGAGAAAAGGAUGUGAAGGAAUUGUGCAGGAUGCCAUAAUGCUUGGAACACCGGCAACAGACAAUCCAAAAGAAUGGAAGAAACUGUCAAGAGUAGUUUCAGGGAAAAUUAUAAAUGGGUACUGCAAGACAGACUGGUUGCUGAAGUUUUUGUAUAGAACUUUUGCAGUUUUUAACAGUGUUGCGGGGCUGAAACCUAUUGAGUGUGAUGAUAGAAGAAUACAAAAUUUUGAUUUAACAGAUAUUGUUGGAGGGCACAGAGACUAUCCAGACAAACUAGAUGCAAUUCUGAAAGCCAUAGGCAUUCGUACAAAGGAAGUGGAUCCAGACACAGUCUCUGCAUUAAAGAAAUCUUCAUCUGAAAUUGCAUAUGGCCCUCCGACAAAGGUAUCACUAUCAAGCCUGAGAUCCUCAAAGUCUGAAAAUGCACUCCAAAUCGAAAAUCCAGAGGAUGUUUCUUCUGUGUUGGGAAAUGCAGCUGCCAAGUGUUCAUUCUGUUCAGAAGCAACUGAGGAUUAUGUAGAAGGUACUGAAGAUAAUCAGGAGAUGCCAGUAAAUGAAUCAUCACAGGUGGAGAGUAUGUCACAUUCUGCUCCAACUACAGCUGCUGCCCAGUGUGAACUUCCAACUGAACAACAUGUAGAUGAAUUAUCUAAGGAAUUCCCAGAGUGUGCACCAGAAGCUGAUGUGUCUUCCAACUACAAAAGGAAAUAGUGUUUACUCUGCAAUAACGACGACACAGUAUCACAAUUCAGGAUAAUGAUUUGUGCUCAGGUAUUACGUAUGGUUCACUAAUGAUCAAGUGAAUUAUGACAAAUAUAAGUUCUUCCGUUACAAAUAAUAAAACACAACAUUUUUGCUCUUGACCUGCAGUAAACAAUUAAAAAUUUCACGUUUACAGUUUUCACAACAUGUGCCAAAGAUGGUUCUAUAAUAUUGUGUGCUACUUUUCUAUAUUUUUAUAAGAUAUACAGAAAUUUUUCUUCAAAGCUUUGAAUCUUUUUAUAGAAAAGUAAAUAUAUUUUCUCACAUCCUUUGGUUACAUCACAAUGUAGUGGGUUCAAAACUUCUAAACUUAUUUUGUUUCCAUUGACAAGUUGUAGCAUAAGUAAUGUGACUUCUUCAACUAUAUAAAAAUAGACUGUUACAUAUGUAUUUGAGAAACAUAUAGUAAGAAUAAUAGUCAGAUUUUGAAUUUUCACAAAUUGUGUGGCAUUCUUGAAUAUAGCAACUGCAACUUGCUACAAAAGAAAUAUUUAACGUUUUCUGUCAGGCCUUAGGUAAAAAAUGUACGUGCUCAUGUUUCUAUGUUGAUGUUUCAUCAGUGAAUCAUGGGGAUCAAAUAGAAUUGGUGUUGUAAUAAAAAUUAUCUGCUCUGUGUGAAAUUAUUACUGCAUCAUGGAAUAUUGAAGUAUAAAAUUCUCUUUAAGAAGGCCAUUCGAUUGUGAUGAGUAUGGAUUUUUUUUACAGAAUAGCACUGUUAACAUUACUUGUCUGUAAUAUGGGGCAAUGUGAUAACUGUUGAUGGCACAGUAGAUACACCCUUAUUGUAUCAGAUAGAUUACUGUGAAUGACUUCCAAAAUAAGACAAAUUACUGAGCGAGGUGGUGCAGAGGUUAGCACACUGGACUCACAUUCGGGAGGACAAUGGUUCAAACGCACGUCCGGACAUCCUGAUUUAUGUUUUCUGUGAUUUUCCUAAAUCGCUUUAGGCAAAUGCCGGGAUGGUUCCUCCAAAAGGGCACAUCCGAUUUCCUUCCCUAAUCCGAGCUUGUGCUCCAUCUCUAAUGACCUCGUUGCCGAUGGGACAUUGAACCCUCAUCUCCUCCUCUUCAGUAAGACAAAUUAUUAAAGGAACUAGCAACCUGUUGGUACUUGUAAGAGCAAAAUCAUUUUCGUCAAGGCACUGCAGACAGUUAGGAGCUAAAUAUUUUGGUGAUAGAUGCAAAGCCUAUGAAGAGCUAAUAUUUUUGACAAAAGUUGUUGGCAUUUAUUUUUACUAGCUUUGUAGUGUCAUACGGGACACUAAAAUGUGCGCUAUUGCUCAGUAUUAUAAUGAACACAGGAAAUUUUACAGUAUGUCGUGGUACUGUAGGGUAUAAGUUGCAUGAAAAAAGCACUAAAAUGUGAGUUAUUUCUUGAUUUGUAUAUCAUAUUGGAGAUUCUCUACUGUAGCCGGUGCUGUAAAAAUGUUUAGUGACUGAUUUUUUUUUUUAUAUAGUCUGAAGUUUUUCCUGCUGUGUCAACAUUUGCACAUGGCAGAACUUUUUUGUGAAGAAGAGUACCAAAUAUAAAUGUUAGUUCUGUAUACUUCAUUACUUUUAGUAAUGAGGCACUCAAUGUGUGAUGUAGAAUAAAGAUAAUGAUUUAAAAAGUGUUGUGAUUAGCUGUUUUGUUAGAAAUUUCUUUUGUAAUGUCACUUUAG
Messenger RNA from Schistocerca piceifrons (Central American locust), 3833 nucleotides. RefSeq names its product transmembrane and coiled-coil domain-containing protein 4-like. Lineage: Eukaryota; Metazoa; Arthropoda; Insecta; Orthoptera; Acrididae. The coding region runs from base 104 to 2122 and encodes 672 amino acids. The transcript has 13 exons. The record is from RefSeq and is a predicted model, not a curated record.